Messenger RNA from Paramisgurnus dabryanus, 3171 nucleotides. It is a transcript of the gene enc2, whose product is annotated as ectodermal-neural cortex 2. Gene Ontology annotation, biological process: ubiquitin-dependent protein catabolic process. Lineage: Eukaryota; Metazoa; Chordata; Actinopteri; Cypriniformes; Cobitidae. Gene Ontology annotation, cellular component: Cul3-RING ubiquitin ligase complex; cytoplasm. Gene Ontology annotation, molecular function: protein binding. The record is from RefSeq and is a predicted model, not a curated record.
GACUCCACAGCUUUUUAUCAGUGAGGAUUGGAAUGUUAACAAAGUAACGCCGUCAGACAGCACUGAGGUGAACAAAACUAUGAUUCAUUUACCGAUACCGAAACCGCACAACGUCAGGACUUGCAACUAACGCCCAGAAGACUGACCCAGCUCUGUCAGCCUGGCCUGUUGAAGGGAGGCUUUUUGGGACCAAUGCAGACCCCCUCUCAGAUCCUCACUGUCAGUGCCUGUGCGUGGGCCAGCAGUUUUUGCCGCUUUCGGGAUAUUGGGACCAGUGAAAAUUUGGACGUGUCGGAAAAGAUGUCUGUCAGCGUCCAUGAAAACCGCAAGUCCAGGACGAGCACCGGUUCCAUGAACAUCUCGCUUUUUCACAAGCCCUCUCACCCAGACAGUGUGCUCACCCACCUUAAUACACUUCGCAAACAGUGCAUGUUCACAGACGUUACACUAUGGGCUGGCGACCGUUCCUUUCCGUGCCACCGUGCGGUGCUCGCAGCAUGCAGUCGCUAUUUUGAAGCCAUGUUUAGCGGUGGCCUCCGUGAGAGCAUGGACAAUGAGGUGAACUUCCGUGACAGUGUGCACCCAGAGGUUCUGGAGCUACUGUUGGACUUUGCUUACUCCUCGCGCGUCAUCAUCAACGAGGAGAACGCAGAGUCACUUCUUGAGGCCGGAGACAUGCUGCAAUUUCAUGACAUCCGUGAUGCAGCGGCAGAGUUUUUGGAGAAGAACUUGCAUUCGUCAAACUGCUUGGGAAUGAUGCUGCUUUCCGAUGCCCAUCAGUGUAAACGUCUUUAUGAGCUGUCUUGGAGGAUGUGUCUCAUCCAUUUCGAGGCUCUUCGAGAAACGGAAGACUUCUGUAGCCUCUCAAAAGACAAGCUUCUGGAUCUCAUCCUUAGCGAUGAGCUGGAGACUGAAGACGAACAGAUAGUUUUCAACGCAGUCAUGCGUUGGGUUCGAUACGACUUGGAUAGCCGCAGAGACUAUCUUCCUGAAUUGCUGCGAGGAAUACGUCUUGCGCUGUUACCUUCAGAGUGUCUCAUUGAGGCCGUGGCAUGUGAAGAACUUGUGAUGUCAGAUAAAAGAAGCAGACUUAUCGUCGAUGAGGCAAUGCAAUGCAAGAAGAAGAUACUUCAGAAUGAUGGAGUCGUCACCAGCCCCUGUGCCAGGCCUCGCAAAGCUGGGCACACGCUUCUUAUUCUUGGGGGCCAGACUUUUAUGUGUGAUAAAAUCUACCAAGUAGACCACAAAGCAAAAGAAAUCAUCCCCAAAUCAGAUCUUCCCAGUCCUAGGAAAGAAUUCAGUGCAUGUGCCAUUGGCUGCAAGGUUUAUGUGACCGGAGGAAGAGGAUCGGAAAACGGAGUAUCGAAGGACGUGUGGAUAUACGAUACCGUGCAUGAGGAAUGGUCGAAAGGCGCCCCCAUGUUAAUUGCACGCUUUGGUCACGGCUCAGCAGAACUUGAAAACUGCCUCUAUGUUGUUGGGGGUCAUACCGCUAUAGCAGGUGUCUUCCCGGCCUCCCCCUCAGUGUCUCUCAAACAGGUUGAGCGAUACGACCCACUAACCAACAAAUGGACAAUGAUGGCACCACUUAGGGACGGUGUCAGCAAUGCAGCAGUGGUCAGUGCCAAGCUAAAACUUUUUGUAUUUGGUGGAACAACCAUCCACAGGGACAAGGCCUCAAAGGUCCAAUGCUAUGACCCUGUUGAGAACCGUUGGACCAUAGCUGCAGAGUGCCCGCAACCCUGGAGAUACACAGCGGCCGCUGUCCUUGGCAGUCAAAUAUUCAUAAUGGGUGGAGACACGGAGUUCACUGCUGCAUCCGCUUACCGAUAUGACUGCGAGACCAACCAAUGGACGCGUGUAGGUGACAUGACCUCCAAAAGAAUGAGUUGCCAUGCUGUGGCCUCUGGUAAUAAACUCUAUGUGGUAGGUGGUUACUUUGGGACACAACGGUGUAAAACCCUGGAUUGUUAUGACCCAACGUCGGAUAGCUGGAACAGUAUCACUACCGUGCCUUAUUCACUGAUACCAACAGCAUUUGUCAGCACCUGGAAACAUCUUCCCGCCUAGGCACCUCUGAUUUAAACGUAUGAAGCUGAUCUGGGUGUCAUGGUCUUCUGACCACACUGAAUGGAGCACAGCAGGACUGGAUUGUCAUUGGCUGGCCCGAAGCACUUCUUUAUUGCGGGCGUGGUGUGGUGACGGUUGGUCACGGCCACUCGACAGAACGCCUCCUGAAAACAUACCGACUAUCCAUUGCUGAGAGGAAGCAGAGAAACAUGCUGAAAUAUCUUCAUAAGGGAAGCAUUGUUGUUUUCUCCCUAAAGCACAAAGCUAAACCAAUGCUUGGCCAUUGCCAAAUCAGAGGCUUGAUGACACGGUCACCUCUUGCACCAAUUCUGCUCUCUCACAUUGUUUUGCUAGUGUGAGGUCAGAAACAUUCCAGCAGAGACUUUUUAAUGCAUGAUUUCUUAUAUGAAUCCUCUUUAUUAUAAUUACUGUAACUGGCAAUGUUGCAUGUCCACAGUCGCAUCCUAUUACUUCCAAAACGUCUUUCGGAUGCCGAAUUUUUCAAGAUGGACGACACAGCAUUUGAACAUUUACAGAUAUGCAGAACGUCCCCAUGGGAAGGUGCAACUUUGCUGAAGCAGGAUUUAAAAAGGAUGCUUCUGUUUAAUAAGCAAAACGGAUCUUGGAGCUUGUAUAGAUUCCUUAGCACAAUGUAUUUGACUCACUCUCGUUUUAGAUUUUCAAAAUUUUCUCAGAUUAUUGAAGGUGUAAAUGCUUUAAUUUAUGUGUUUGUGUCAAAAAGAAAAAAACUGCACAUAAGACUACACUACAUGUUUAACUUUGUAUGACUGAUGUUUUGAAUUUUAAUGUUUUGCAGGAUUAUGUUUUAGUAUGAAUGACAGUAACUCUGAAAUGAAGGGUUGGUUUUCUUGCUCACGGUCUUACAGACAUUUGAAAAGGAGUUUUGGGGGAGUUUUGUCUUUAAUUGUAAAUGCUUCCCUGCUAGACAUUUCCAUUUGAAGAGGACAUUUAGGGAUUAUGCAGAAAAUCCCACUGGCGUCUUUGUGAACUGAAUUCCUGGUGCCUAAUACCGGUGGACGUGUUUGUUGCGCACUCACUCCAUUGAAGGGUUUGAAUAAAUGUUUUUUUUUUAUGCUUGGA